CCUGAAAACUUCCACCUGUUCUGUGAUCCUUAUCUCCUGGGCACAACCUGCUUAACAGACCAUCUCUAGUGUUGCUGCACAGUGGAGAUAGGAGCGGCCGCAUAAAAGAAAGAAAAGGAAUCGAGAUCCCCACCGUAUUUUAUUCUGCUAUAGACACAGUGCACAACCCUACUUGUCUAUCAAGCGGGAGGAAUUCAUGGCCAUUGCAAAUUAGGAAGCAAGGACCAAAGAGAUCGGCGUGCCCUUAGCCCGUACCUUUUUUUCCUACUUACCCCCUUUCGCCGGGGGUGGGUUUCUUUUUAACAGGUAUGAUGAUGUCAAACGUGAUGCUGAUGCUCCAGUGACUUAAGCCAGCCUCUUUUGGCGCAGACUCCGUAAUCCUCUCGGUGCUUCCAGCUCUGGGUUUCAGAGAAGUACAUCUCCUAAUCGGGUCACAUUUCAGCGGGGAUCCAGGCAUCUCUCCAUCUCUCUUCUUCUCGCUCUUUUCCCCAAGUCAGAGAGGGGAGAAGAGGACAAACCAUCGCUGUCGAGCAGGCGAGCAAAGAGCCGCGCCAAAGAUGAGAGCCCCAGGCAGUUGCCUGGUGCCGCUGCUGCUGGCCAUCGUUUUGGCGGAAGGGGACGGCAAAGGGGGGAAAGAAGGCGAAAACCCCGGCAAUUUUAUGGAGGACGAGCAAUGGCUGUCUUCCAUUUCCCAGUACAGCGGCAAGAUCAAACACUGGAACCGUUUCCGAGACGAGGUGGAGGAUGACUACAUCAAGAGCUGGGAGGAUAAUCAGCCAGUUGAUGAAGGCCUGGACACCACCAAAGAUCCCUGCCAGAAAGUUAAAUGCAGUCGGCACAAGGUGUGCAUUGCCCAGGGCUACCAGCGCGCCAUGUGCAUUAGCCGCAAAAAGCUGGAGCACAGAAUCAAGCAGCCUGCUGUGAAACUCCAUGGAAACAAGGAGAGCCUUUGCAAGCCUUGUCACAUGACCCAGCUGGCAUCUGUCUGUGGCUCCGAUGGACACACUUACAGCUCUGUGUGCAAACUGGAACAGCAAGGCUGCCUGACCAGCAAGCAGCUCACAGUCAAGUGUGAGGGCCAGUGUCCAUGUGCCAGUGAGCAUAGCCCGACCUCAGCCACAGACGCCAAACAAGAAACUUGUACUGGACAAGAUCUGGCAGACUUGGGGGAUCGGCUGCGUGACUGGUUCCAGCUCCUGCAUGAGAAUGCCAAGCAGAACAGCUCCGGAAGCACAGGAGCCAAUCCAGUGACUGUGCUGGACAAGAGCCUUGUGGCCAGUUGCAAAGACUCCAUUGGUUGGAUGUUUUCCAAACUGGACACCAACAGCGACCUUUUCCUGGAUCAGACAGAGCUGGCUGCUAUCAACCUGGACAAGUAUGAGAUUUGCAUCCGGCCUUUCUUCAACUCCUGCGACACCUAUAAGGAUGGGCGCGUCUCCACCGCAGAGUGGUGCUUCUGCUUCUGGAGAGAGAAGCCUCCCUGUCUUGCGGAGCUGGAGAGGACUCAGAUCCAGGAAGCAGCAAAAAAGAAGCCUGGGGUCUUUAUUCCUAGCUGUGAUGAAGAUGGGUACUACCGAAAAAUGCAGUGUGACCCAAGCAGUGGAGAGUGCUGGUGCGUUGACCAUCUUGGCAUGGAGCUGGCAGGAACACGGAUGCAUGGGAAUCCAGAUUGUGAUGAUAUUGUUGGAGUCUCAGGGGACUUUGGGAGUGGCGUUGGAUGGGAAGAUGAAGAGGAAAAAGAGACCGAGGAAGCUGGCGAGGAGGCCGAAGAAGAAGAGGGAGAGGCAGGAGAGGCAGAUGAUGGAGGCUACAUCUGGUAGAAGUAACUUAAAAGCGCAGUUUGGUCGGGAUGCUGGCAGCAGGGCUGGGAGACCGCAGUCAAAACUCAAAGGAGAGGAACAGCUUAACAAGAUGAUCAGGAAACACAGUUGAAUGUAACUAACUAUGGCAGAACAUGUUGUGCGAGUGUGCGUGCGUGUGCAUCAGUGUGCCUGCCUGGGUGAGCCCAUCCUCUUUACAUGGUUAUGGAGACGAUCUGCACUCUUCCAGCUUAGCAGAGAUCAAAACUGUAGCAAAGCAAAAUGGGAGGGGGAAGUUCUCAGCACUGUAUGUACAGGUUUUGUUUUUUUAAAAUAAUAACUUAAUUUCUAGAUUGCCAGUGACCCAUUUCAGCUCCUAACCAGAUUUGCAAAGCUUGAGAGCUACAUUCGCUUGCCCCCUUCGGAUCUGUAGCUGUGGUACCUAGCAAUAUCCUGCAGUAAGUAAUGCACUGUUAAGAGACAUACCUUGGUGCGCCAGAUCACCUCUGGCAUCUUGCAGUCAUGCUCUGAAAUCAGCCCAGAGUCUGCCAGCGCUUCCUUCGUCUUCAUUGCAGCAGAGAAAACGUGAUCAGCAGGAUCUGAAUGACAGGCCAGGGACUAGGAGCUGCCCCCUCCUCUAGAUGUUAGAGCAGGGGCCAAAUCGGGCAGGGGCAGGUAGCACGUCUGCUUGUUCCAGAUGCUGUUCAAUGGCUGUCACAUGAAGAACUUUUCAGCCGCCUGGAGGGACAUGCAUGGUCCUGUCUUCCUGUUACCGA
Molecule: messenger RNA, 2575 nt
Organism: Varanus komodoensis (Komodo dragon)
Lineage: Eukaryota; Metazoa; Chordata; Lepidosauria; Squamata; Varanidae
Gene: SPOCK2
Product: SPARC (osteonectin), cwcv and kazal like domains proteoglycan 2
Exons: 11
Coding region: 558-1820 (420 amino acids)
Molecular function (GO): protein binding; calcium ion binding
Source: RefSeq, a predicted model, not a curated record